Molecule: messenger RNA, 1723 nt
Organism: Tribolium castaneum (red flour beetle)
Lineage: Eukaryota; Metazoa; Arthropoda; Insecta; Coleoptera; Tenebrionidae
Exons: 5
Coding region: 153-1688 (511 amino acids)
Biological process (GO): long-chain fatty-acyl-CoA metabolic process
Cellular component (GO): peroxisome
Molecular function (GO): alcohol-forming very long-chain fatty acyl-CoA reductase (NADP+) activity
Source: RefSeq, a predicted model, not a curated record
UUGCCAAAACUAACUUCUUCGCAUGUGAGAGUCAAAACUUGCAUGUGGAAAAACGAGUUAAUAUACAGGUUGGAGUGUUUUUCUUGUUUCGUCUUCGUUAAGUGAAUGUGCUACGUGUUAUUAUCACAAAUUUUCCGAUUUUGGUUGAAAGAAUGUCGAGCAGCGAAAUCGUGUCAUUUUACACCGGAAAAAACUUCUUCAUAACUGGGGCCAGCGGUUUCGUUGGUAUUUGUCUUUUGGAGAAGAUUCUCCGCGUGAUUCCCAACCAUGGUCAGAUCUACCUUCUCCUGCGCCCCAAGAAGGGGAAAGCCAUAAACGAGCGACUUGAAGAAAUCAAAAAGAACCAAAUUUUUGAAAAAUUACUCGCUAAUCGAAGCGUCGAGGACGUGUUUCGCGGCGUCCAAGCAAUCGCUGGUGACGUAGGCCAGGACAAUUUGGGGAUUUCCCCCGAAGAUCGUCGCCUACUUGUCGAGAAUGUCAAUGUUAUAAUCCACUCAGCUGCGACUUUAGAUUUCGGUGAUACGUUGAAAACUACAGUAAAUAUUAAUCUUUUGGGGACACGUCGCAUCACCCAGUUGGCUAAGGAGUGUCGACAAUUGAAGGUUCUGACACAUGUUAGCAGCGCCUACGUGAAUUCGUAUCGCCUGGAGUGUGAAGAAAUCAUCUAUGACAAGCCAUGUGACAGCGAGGAGCUGAUCUCAUUGGUGGAGAAGCUAAGCGAGGCGGAGCUUGAGAAGCAAACACCGGAAAUACUCAAAGAUCACCCAAACACCUACACCAUAACCAAACAUUUGGCCGAACAUGAAAUAAAAAACUGCGAAACGAUUUUUCCCUGCACUAUUGUACGGCCUAGCAUGAUUAUUGGGGCGUGGAAGGAACCCAUCCCUGGAUGGACAAUCAGUAAAAAUGGGCCUCAGGGCUUCCUCAUGGGGGCUGCCAAAGGGGUGAUUCGCCGACUUCCGGUCGGUAAAAGCCUAAUUUAUGACUACAUCCCUGUUGAUGUAGUUGUUAAUAAUUUACUGGCGGCUGGGUACAGUGCUGCCACCCAUAACGCCAAACAAGUGGAAGUGUAUCACUGCACGUCUAGCACUCGUAACCCGUUCUCUUGGAUUUUAAUCGAGGAUCGGGUUAAUAGUUUUUUGCACGAAUAUCCGUUAAAGUCAGCCGUUUGGUAUCCGUAUUUGAAGUUUUUGCCCUCUGUUACGUGGUACAAAAUUUCCGCCUUUUUCGUACACAUUCUGCCAGCGAUACUUCUCGAUUUUGUCACUAGAGUCGCUGGGGGGCGCCCUAUCUUAAUGAAAUUACACCGAAACGUCAACACGUCACUAGAUCGUUUGGAAAAAUUCAUUUUCACCGAAUGGAAAUUCCACGCAACUAAAACCACACAACUGCACAAAUCGUUAUCAAAAACGGACCAAGAAUUAUUUAUUUUGGACAUAACAACGCUGGUUUGGUUGGAUUAUUUCAAAGAUCUAGCAGUCGGGGCCCGAGUCUACUUAAACCGCGAACCUUUGAAAAAUCUAGCCGGCGCCAAAACCAAAGAUAAUAUCUUGAUGAUUCUGCAUCUAGCCAUGCAGGCGGCGCUUUUUUCACUCAUUUGGUAUUUGUUUGCGUGCAUUUUCGGCAUGAAAAUGUCGUCGUCAGCGUUCGUUGUCCCGAUUGGUUAUUUUGUAUUCAGUUUGUUGUAAUUUUUGUAUUAAUUUGAAUAUAUGGUUGAAAUGAA